Emiliania huxleyi CCMP1516 is the source of this 4086-nucleotide messenger RNA. RefSeq lists its product as hypothetical. The coding region runs from base 1 to 4086 and encodes 1361 amino acids. The record is from RefSeq and is a predicted model, not a curated record. NCBI's taxonomy places the organism in Eukaryota, Haptophyta, Isochrysidales, Noelaerhabdaceae. The transcript is spliced from 3 exons.
AUGUCCAUCGACAUCGAGGUGCGGCAGUGGGACGGCGUCUUCCAGGGCGGCUGGUUCUGCGCCACUGCGGUAAGGCGCGACGAGCGCAACAAAAAGGUGCUCUUGCGCUAUCACACCGAGGCAGACGGAGCACCGAUCCAAGCGUGGGCGCCGUCACAGUGUGUUCGGCAGAUGCCGCCUUCAGCCUCGCACGGGUGGGCGGCGUCGAUCCAGGAUGGCGCGCCCGUCCACGUUGCUCGCGGCGGCGGCUUCUGGCUCGCGCGCAUAGAAGGGCGGCGGAGGUCGGAGGGUUCUGCGGAGGCGUCGAGCUCGAGUGCCGGUGCUGCCACCGGCUGGAUCUUCACCGUGCGCGAGUCGAGCGGCACCGUGCAUGUGGUUGGCGAAGACGAGCUGCGGCCCGCCUGGCUGCUCAACCCCGACGGCGAGGCGCCCAUCGCGACCUGGAGGGAAGCGCGCACCUUGGAUGAGGCGCUCGCCGACGACUCUCGCUUUGUACCAACCUCGCCGCCUCUGGUGAUGGACCGCGAGCCAGACGCUCUCGGCGCAGGAGCGCCCGAGGCAGAGACGAAUGUCUCGGGGGCGGAGGCGGCAAUGCCAGCCCCGGCGCCCUCAGCGGAACCGGAACCCGCGGCGGCGGCAGCGCUGGCGGCGGCGGCGGCGGCGCUGCCGCCUUCUUCACCCUCGAGCUGCGCCGCGCCCUCUCCCGACUGGGUGCAGCUGGGGAGCGAGGUCGAGUUCUCGGACGCGUCCGGCGCGUGGUGCUCCGGCGAGCUCCUCUCUCUCCUCGACGCGGAGGGCGCCGCGGCGUCGGCAGGCGGGGCGGCGGUGACGGCGGUGGUCAAGAGCCGGCUGGCUGUCAGCGCGGGGCCGUACUCGGCGGGCAAGCUGCUGCUGCUGCGCACGCGGGUGCCUGUGGCCGACCUCCGGCCACGGCCGCCGCCGCCGCCGCCCUCCUUCCUCUCCCCCGCGACGGUUGGCAGCCGGCUCCAGCUCCGCUUCGAGGGCGCGUGGUGGGAGGUGGAGCUGCGGGGAGUGCUUCCGGCCGCCGGCACCGCCGAGGCGCCGGGCGGCGAGGGCGAGGGCGUGGAGGGGGAGGGCGGCGCAGCUGGCGAGAGUGCAGCAACUGGCGAGGGCGGCGCAGCAGCUGGCGAGGGCGGCGCAGCAGCUGGCGAGGGCGGCGCAGCAGCUGGCGAGGGCGGUGCGCAGGAGAGGAGCCCCGCCGCGCGCGAGAGCCGCUACUGCGUCGCGAGCGAGCGGCACCCGGAGGUGGGUGGCGAGGUGCGCGCCCCCAUGCUGCGGCCGGCGUGGGUCUGGGAGGCUGGCCAGUGGCGCGCCGAGGGGAGCCUGGCGGACGGCGAUGGCGCCGGCUGCCGCGAGGUGGGCGGCGAUGGGGAGAAGAAGGAGGAGGAGGAGAGCAGGGUGAGGGCGGGCUCGCACGAGGGCUCGAGCGCGCCGCCCGCACUGCGAGGCGCCGCGCCGCGAGAGGUGUCCGGCCUGCGCGUGCGGGUGUGGGACGCCUCGUCCGGUGGCGGAGCGCGGCGAGUGAUGCUCGGCACGGCGGUCGGGUACGCGCCUGGGAUGGGCCUCUGCGUCAGCCUCGACCCUGUGCCGCUGGGCCCUGUGGCGCGCGAUGCCGCCAAACCAAAGUCGAGGGGCGGCGACUUCUCGCCAAAGCCUGCCCUGGGGCAGUGCGAGCGCAACCCGCUCUGCGUGCGCGGCUUUCGGCACGGCGGUCGCGGCGGGAAAUGCUCCUCCGCCCUUCCGGACGCGCGCCUGCGUCGCACCAGCCGGCCACGCCCGAGCCACGACUCUCCUCCUCCGGCCCUCACUCCCGCGAGCUCGGCAGAGUCCGCCGCGCCUGCUCGCCGCGGCCCUUGCGUGUGGGUUGGCUCCGGGGCGUCGUGGGAGUGGGUCCCUCUCGACGAGGCGCCGAGGAGCGCCGGCGACGAGGCGGAGGCUGCCGCGCGCGGGCUGGCGGCUGCGCGCGCGACCGCCCUGCUGAGCGCGUUCGCUCCGGCGAGCUCUUCCGGCGUCGAGAAGCCCGGCGCGAAGAAGCGGGCGGCGGAGGCGGCGACGCGCGAGAGCCUAGAGGUGGGGCGGCGCGUCGAGCUGUGGGGGCGCGAGGAGGGCUUCUUCGGCUCGUGGUACGAGGCCGAGGUUGUGCGUGUGCGCGGCUCGCAGGUCCAGGUCGCCAUCCUCGAGCUGUACGACGACGAGGGCCCGACGGACCCGGAGAGCGACGAGCCGCCGCCGCCGCACCGCCGCCUGCGCGAGUGGUGGCCCGUCAGCCGCGUGCGACCAAUGCCUCCGCCCGCCCCCUCGCUCGCGGGGCUGCGGAAGGGGGACCGCGUCGACCUGCGGCACGAGGGCGGCUGGUGGGAGGUUGGCGUCACGGCGCUCCUGCCUCGCGGCGGCGUGCGCGUGACGUACGAGUUGGGCGCCGCCUCGCACUCUCUCUCCGCGGAGGGCAUCGAGAGCGGCUCGCUGCGGCCGUGCUGGUUCUGGCGCCCCGACGGCUCCUGGAUGACGUGGCACCAGCACGCGGCGGCCGCUGCAAAGCGACAAAAGGCGGGCGGCAGCGUCGGCAAGGCGGGCGGCAAGGGCAGCAGCGCCAAGGCUCCACCCUCGCCGAAGCCGCCAGCCCACUGCGCCGGACGACCAGCCUGGCGGCUUCCCGAGGCUAACGGCGCCGGCCCCUCCGGACGAGCUGCCGCCGGCGAGCUGCGGCCCGCCGCCACGGCAGCCGGCACCUCCAAGUCGGCGCAGCCGGCAUCGCCGAGGGAGCCCGUCGCGGCAGACGGCGGACCGCUGUCGCCCAGCACGCCGCACGGAGGCAGCGGGCCCAAGGGCGACAGCCGCCGCAGCCCACUUGGCCGCCCGCCGCAGGGUUUGGCGCUGCAGCGGCACCAGGCGCUCUACGGCGGGUCUGCGGCGGUGGUGCCGUGCGAGCUUCCGAGCCCGGACCCCGCGCAGCCGUCCCUCUUCUUUCCGUGCCGCGAGGCAGCUCUCCAGUUCGCCGCCGAGUGGGCGGAACAGAUCGCCCCGCUGUCGGUCGCCGAGGGAGCGCGCCAGCUGCUGUGGCACUUCCCGGCCGGCGCUUCUGUCAAGGUGCGCUGCACCCGCGAGGGCAACGAGUUGGGCUUGCCGCUCGGCGACGUGCGUGCCCGAGUCAUCUCGCUCGACGAGGCGCGCGGCGGGCUGCUCCUCUGCCCCGACUCGCCCUACGGCUCGCUAUUCUCCGUGCACCGGCUGUCGAACUUGCUGAACCGAAGCGGCAAGUGGAAGGCGGCCUUCAAGCUGCUCCGCGAGCCGCACUCCACGCCGAACGCGCCGCUGCAGGCGGCGGACGGCAGGCCAAUCCCGCUGCAGCCGACUUGGGAGUGGUGCGAUGAGCAUGGGCUACCGGCGCCGCACGCCAGCCGGCGCAUUUGGGUGGCGGACGCCGCUUGCCCCGGCGCACGGCAGCAGGUGCUGCAGCAGCAGCUCAAGGAGCAGCAGCAGAAGCUCAAGGAGCAGCAGCAGGCGCAGGCGCUGGAGCUGCUGCAGCAGGCGCAGGCGCAGCCGUCGCUGCCGUCGCCAGCGUCACCAAAGAAGCAGUGGGCAGCAGGGGGGCUCGGCCCUUGCAUCCUGACGGAGGGCUGCAUCCGCGGGUUCAAGCACGGCGGGAAGGGCGGGAAGUGCAAGGUGCCUGGUAUCGGCUCACCCACCGCCGCUCCCGCCGCCGCCAAGGUUUGCGCCCCACCGGCGCGCGCGUGGUGGGCGGGGACUUGUGGCGGCCUGUCGGCGGGCACCGGCUGGCAGCGGGUCAUCUACGACGACGGCUUCGAGCGCUUCCACAACGUGCCAAAGCUGCUCGCCCAGGGGCUGGCCUCGUGGGUGGAGCCGAGCGACGCUCGUGAGCCGAGCGGCGCCCAGCCAGACAUCGGCGCUCGGCAGGCGGUUGUGGGGCCCGCCGGCUGCUCUGCAGGCGAGGAGCCCGCCUCGGCAAAGGGGGAGGCCGGUGGCGACGAGGAGGAUGAGCAGGACGGCGCAGGCGACAGCAAGGUGAAGCGCGAUCUGCUUGUAGUCUGCGCCGUCGACCACUGA